CUUGUCUUGAUGGUGCUCGCCCGCACUGGGCUGCGCCGCCUGCCUGCUCCCCUGCUGUGCGGAGUCAUGGCGCUGCACGCCUCCUCCUUGGCGGCACGCCCAGCUCUACUUCCAUCAGCUGUUGCUGCGAGCCCGGUGCAUGCAUGCAGCUCUGCUCGCCAGUGCUGCUGGCAACCUGUUGGCUUCCUGACACAGCCUGCACUGCCUCAGGCCCCCCUGUGUUUGGCCCAUGCUGCCCCCCACUCUGCAGGCCCUGGCUUGAGAGACACCAAGCUGUCCCCCCGCCUGGGCAACAGCUUGUGGGGCGCCAGGAUGCAGGCUGGCAGCAGUGGCGGCGCGCACGCUGUGCGGCGCAGCAGUGGGGCCAGCGCGUCCACCAGCACCGCGCAGCUCAGCAUUGAGCUGGUACCGUGUCUGUCGGACAACUACGCCUACUUGUUGCACGACGCGGCCGCGGGCGUGACUGCGGUGGUGGACCCCUCGGAGGCCGCGCCGGUGCGGGCGGCCCUGCGUGCGCGGCAGCUGCAGCUGACGCACAUCCUCAACACGCACCACCACUGGGACCACACGGGGGGGAACCUGGAACUGAAAAAGGAGUUUGGGGCACAGGUUGUGGGACCUGCAGCAGACAAGCAGCGGAUACCAGGGAUCGACGUAGCGCUAGCAGAGGGGGACACGUGGCAAUUUGGCGGGCACGAGAUGCACGUCUUCGACACGCCUGGUCACACUCGAGGGCACGUCAGCUUCUACUUCCCAGGCAGCGAGGCCCUGUUCACGGGCGACACGCUCUUCAGCCUGGGCUGCGGCAAGCUGUUCGAGGGCACGCCCCAGCAGAUGUGGGCGAGCCUGUCCAAGCUGGCGGCGCUGCCGGCGGCCACCAGGGUCUACUGCGGGCACGAGUACACGCAGUCCAAUGCGCGGUUUGCGUGGGCAGUCGAGAGUGGCAACGAGCGGCUCGCGCAGCGGAGCGACGAGAUCGCGCGGCUCCGGAGUGAACGGAAGCCCACGAUCCCGACGACUCUGGGCCUUGAGUUGGCCACCAAUCCGUUCCUCCGGCCCUCCAGCCAGGAGAUCCGAGAGGCGGUCCGAGCCAAGCCGGAUGCGUCCGACGCUGAAGUCUUUGCUGCUAUCCGGCGCAAAAAGGAUUCGUUCUAGUUCUGGUCUAAAGUCGCAAGCACUUUGAAAAACGCUGGACACGUGCAUCGUGUCAGAUCCACCGGUGUGGCAUGACCCCUCCCGGUAACAGUCCCGGUAGAAGAGCAACAAAAGUACUUGGAGACAAGGAGCGCGUAGGAAAAAGCUCAUAAGUCCACGAAUGAAACGGUACAACCAACAGGAUUGUAACUAUCAGUCUUAGUUGCACGCUACAACCGAUUCUGGAAAGAAUUCCAGUCUGCAAUCGAC
Klebsormidium nitens is the source of this 1404-nucleotide messenger RNA. NCBI's taxonomy places the organism in Eukaryota, Viridiplantae, Streptophyta, Klebsormidiophyceae, Klebsormidiales, Klebsormidiaceae. The record is from the annotation of a GenBank genome assembly.